Phragmites australis (common reed) is the source of this 1245-nucleotide messenger RNA. RefSeq lists its product as uncharacterized. The transcript has 3 exons. NCBI's taxonomy places the organism in Eukaryota, Viridiplantae, Streptophyta, Magnoliopsida, Poales, Poaceae. The record is from RefSeq and is a predicted model, not a curated record. The coding region runs from base 190 to 1245 and encodes 351 amino acids.
CGUCCGCCGCAAAGCUCGAAGGCCUUCCGGUUCGAGUUCGAAUUCGAACUGCGAAUCGCAACUAAUCCCAACAGCUCCCACUCCACUAGCCGCCGCCGCACCUACAAAAUCCAGCAAAAGCUAGUAGCGGAGUGGUACGUGCGACGGUGCAAGUGCAGCAAGAAUCCGUACGUUGCCACCGGAGCAUCGAUGUCCCGAAAGAAGCCGCCGGCGCCGGCAGUGGCCUCCACCGGCUGUUCGGGCCUCAUGUCCUGCCUCUCCCUCCACCGCCGCGGCCCGACGCCGAAUCUACCUCGGAGAAACGAUGACGCGGACGGCGGCGGCGACGCGGUCGCGGCCGCGGAGCAGUACGGGAAGAGGGUGCAGUUCUUGGAGGAGGAGAUCAGGAGGCUGAGCAAGUGGCUGGGCCAGGAGGAGAGGCUCGCGCCGGCCGCCGAAAGCGGCGCCAAGGCCAGGGAGGAGAGUGGCAAUGCGGCCGCGGCCACGACAACCGCUACCAAGAGGUGCAUUAGCGUCGGGCAUGGGGCCGGCGGCGUGCAGGGGAUGGUGAGGCUGGAGGACGGGAGCUACCUGCACGAGGUCAGGCGAGUCGGGCGGCCGUGGGAGUGGCUGGUCGUGCAGGUGUCGCGGCCCGUCGUCCCCGAGGACGCGGCGAGCGCAUCAGAGGUUCUUAACAAGAUGACAACGAUGAGGGCAGAGGACCUGUGCAAGUUCCUGGUUCAAAUGAUACCGUUAAAGGACAUCGCCGGCCGGCAGAACCUUGGCAAGCCUGUGCGCAGGACGGCAAGGCUGAGCUCAGGGGACGACCUCGUGGAAGCUCUCAUCUUCAAAGCAAUGGAUAAGUUGGAAGCAUUGGUCCUGGAAGGCCUAAAGAUCCAGAUGGCCUCUACAGCUACCGACUCUGCCACGGCCGCCGCCGACCGGCCGCGCCAUGAAUCAUUCGGUAAAGAUUGCAUGGUCUAUAUGGUUCUGAUGCAGGUGAGGGAUCCAAAGGAAAAUUACGGCGCCAUCGGCGAUCCCAUGAUAGGGCUAAUCGAAGCAUCUCUGGAGAGGAAGGAUGACAAGGUGAAGCUGGAGAUGCAGGGGCCGCAUGUUGCUGGGAUCAGCUUCAUAAACCGGAAGUCGAGUGAUGGCAGAUGCCUGAUGUGGAGUGCUUCUAUGAGGCAAUGCAAGGGAUUGCAUAAUGGCGGCGGCGGCUGCCGGUGCAAUUGUGUUCGGAAUCCGAAUCGUGUUUUCCAGCGAUAG